CACUGAUACGCAUGCGCGGUGACCGUUUUUGGAUUUAUCGUCGCCGGUGCAUUCACAGUGCAGGAAAGUGGAACAGCAGUGAGGACAAUUUGUUUCUGUAACGUUAAUGUAAUUAAAAAUUUUACAGGAUAUAAACUUAAAUUGGUUCUGUCAAUACACCUAAGCUCGAGCCUUGACUCAUGGCACAGUUUGGGGGACAGAAGAACCCUCCGUGGGCGGCCCAGUUUGCUGCCACAGUGGUGUCCCAGCCCGGCCACUCAGGACAGUCCCUGGACCUCAACAGCAUACACUCUCUAGGUGUGCAACAGCCAUCUCUCUUGGGUGCGUCUCCCUCUAUGUACUCCCAGCAGUCAGCCCUGGCUGCAGCCUCCCUCAACUCCCAGUCGGCUGCCGCUAACUACCAGUUGUCCCAGCAGGCUUCAGCCCUGCAGCAGCAAGCCGCAGCCGCCGCCGCUGCAGCACUGCAACAGUCUCAAAUGAACUCGGCCCUGCAGCAGUAUCAGCAGCAACAGCAGCAGCAGCAGCAGCAACAACAACAACAACAGCAGCAGCAGCAACAGCAGCAGCAACAACCUCCUCCACAGCAGCCUCCUCCUCAACAGCUCUAUAAUGUACCUCAUCAGCAACAUCAACAACAUACAGACUCAUACGGGCAACAUCAACAACACACAGACUUAUACGGGCUCCCCCAGGCCCAGCAAGCGCUGAUUUCACAGAACUGGAGUGGUGAAAACAAAUUCCCGCCCCCUGUGGCUCUCCCCACCAGCCUCUCUCUGUCCAACCCCCAGCAGACAGCCCAGAUCACCGUGUCCUAUCCCACGCCUCGCUCUAGCCACCAGCAGCAGAGCCAGCAGCAGAGCCAGCAGCAAAGCCAGCCACAGAAGCAGCGCGUCUUCACCGGCGUGGUCAACAAGCUGCAUGACACCUUUGGCUUUGUGGACGAGGAUGUCUUCUUCCAGCUCAGUGCGGUGAAGGGGAAGACCCCCCAGGUGGGCGACAGGGUCCUAGUGGAGGCCGUGUAUAACCCCAACAUGCCCUUCAAAUGGAAUGCCCAGCGCAUUCAGACCUUACCUCAGCUGGCCAACCAAUCGAGUCAGCCUGGAGGCCCCAACAUGAUGAAACCGGGUCCCAACAUGCCCCAGUCUCUGCCUCCCCCCAACACUUUCAGUGUACAGGCCCAGGGCCCCCCUCCCCUGCUCCAGGCCCAGUUCUCUGCUGCCUCCCUGGCCCCGCUCCUCCUGAACCCCCCUCCGCCCCUGCUGUCACAGCCACCACCCAAAGGUCUGCUCCAGCCCCCAAGGAGGAUGAUGCCUCAGCCAGUCAGGCGCCUGGACCCUUCCCCCCGCUUCCCCAACCGCAACGACCGCCCUGAACUCAUCCUCAGGACCAAGGAUGAACGCAGUCGUGAAAGAGACCGUGAGCGCAGGAGGUCCAGAGAGCGCUCUCCCACACGUAAACGCUCCAGGGACCGUUCUCCGAGACGUGACCGCUCCCCCCGCCGCCCUCGUAGGGUGGUGCCUCGCUAUACUGUCCAGUUCUCCAAGUUCAGCCUGGACGGUUCUAACUGUGACAUGAUGGAGCUGAGGAGACGCUACCAGAGCCUGUACAUCCCCAGUGACUUCUUUAAUGCUGUGUUCACCUGGGUGGAUGGCUUCCCCCUUCAACGACCCUUCCAGUUCGGCAACUACUGUAACUUCCACAUCAUGCACAAGGAGGUGGACUCUCUGGUCAAGAACACUGCUGUGCUGGACCCACCUGAUGCCAACCACACAUACAGUGCUAAGGUGAUGUUGCUGGCCAACCCCAGUCUAGAGGAGCUCUACCAUAAGUCCUGUGCUCUGGCUGAGGACCCCCAAGAACUUAGAGACGCUUUCCAGCACCCUGCCCGCCUCAUCAAGUUCCUGGUGGGGAUGCGGGGUAAGGACGAGGCUAUGGCCAUCGGGGGCCACUGGUCCCCCUCCCUGGAUGGAGUGGACCCUGAGAAGGACCCGGCUGUGCUCAUAAAGACAGCCAUACGCUGUUGUAAGGCCCUCACAGGCAUAGACCUGAGUCUCUGCACUCAGUGGUAUCGUUUUGCAGAGAUUCGCUAUCAUCGCCCUGAGGAGACUCACAAGGGGCGGACAGUGCCCGCACAUGUGGAGACAGUGGUUUUGUUUCUCCCGGAUGUUUGGCAUUGUCUUCCUACCCGCUCAGAGUGGGAGGGGCUGUCGCGGGGACUCCGGGAGCAGCUGGCUGAGAAGCUGUCCGCCGAGAGGAAGGAGGCUGAUGGAGAACAGGAGGAAGAGGAGAAGGAUGAAGAAGAUUCGAAGGAGGUGACCACUCCGACACACUGGGCUAAGCUUGAUCCGAAAUCAAUGAAGGUGAAUGACCUUCGUAAGGAGUUAGAGUCCCGCUCCCUGAGCUCUAAGGGGUUAAAGUCCCAGCUGAUUGCCCGUCUCACCAAGCAGUUGAAGGUGGAAGAGCAGGUGGAGGAGGCCAAGGAGCCCGAGUUACCGGAGAGCCAGGCCCCGGAGGAGGAGGCGCCUCAACUUAUGGAGGAGGACAGAGAGGAGGAGGAAAGGAAGAAGCAGGAGGAGUUGGAGCGCCAGCGCAGAGAGAAGCGGUACGUCCUGCCAGAUGAGCCCACCAUCAUCGUUCACCCCAACUGGGCGGCCAAGAGCGGAAAGUUUGACUGCAGCGUCAUGUCUCUGAGCGUGCUGCUGGACUACAGACUGGAGGACAACAAGGAACACUCCUUCGAGGUGUCUCUGUUCGCGGAGCUGUUUAAUGAGAUGCUACAGAGAGACUUUGGCUACAGGAUUUUCAAGGCCCUGGCCUCUGUGCCCUGCAAGGAUGACAAGAAAGACAAGAAGGUGAAGGCCAAGAAAGAGGCGGGGCAGAAAGAGGCGGGGCAGAAAGAGGCGGGGCAGAAAGAGGCGGGGCAGAAAGAGGCGGGGCAGAAAGAGGCGGGGCAGAAAGAGGCGGGGCAGAAAGAGGCGGGGCAGAAAGAGGCGGGGCAGAAGGGGGAAGUGAAGAAAGGCGAGGAGGAGAACGGAGAGCCGGCGAUGAAGAAGGCAAAGGAAGAGGAACAGGAGAGGAAGAAGGAGGGCGAGGAGGAGGGCGAGAAGGAGGGCGAGGAGGGGGGUGAGAAGGAGGGUGAGAAGGAAGAGAAGGAGGUGCUGAAAAAGGAGGAGUCUAUAGAGGAGAAGGAGGAGGAUGAGAGCAGCAACACCAAUGCUGAGGAGUACGACCCUCUUGAGGCCGAAGACGACGACGAUGAAGAUGAUAAAGACGAUGAGGACUCUAACGACAGGGACAGGAGAGACGACAGGAAGUCCAAAGAGGGGUCCUCUAAAGACAAGGAGAAGAAGCAGAUGGUGACCUACAACAAGGACCUGCUCAUGGCCUUUGUCUACUUUGACCAGAGCCACUGUGGAUACCUACUGGAGAAAGACCUAGAGGACAUCAUGUACACUCUGGGGUUACAUCUGUCUAGAGCCCAGGUAAAGAAGUUGUUGAACAAGCCAGUGGUAAGAGAGUCGUGUUACUACCGUAAACUAACAGACGCAGCUAAAGACGAGGCGACUCCUUCCUUCAGUGAAGGCCUGCUGGACAACCUGCUAGGUAACCGUGCGUUGCUGCCCAUGUUUGUCUCUCGUGGCCAGGCAGCGCUAGCAGAGGCUAGUGAGUCAGGAGGAGGCAGCAGUCUGAUAGUGUAUAAUGGAGCCAUGGUAGAUGUGGGCAGCAUGAUGCAGAAACUGGACAAGAGUGAGAAGGCCAGGGAGGAGAUUGAGCAGAAACUAAUGGUGCAGGACUCCAAAAUGGUCGAGGACACCAAGCAGAUCCUCCAGCUGGUAUCUGCUAAUAGAGUCCUGUCUAAAGAUCUGGAGGAGGUGAAGGGAACCCUGGGCCAGACAGAGAACAACCUCAGGACCACAGAGGAACAGAACACGGUCUACCACAACCAGCUUAGCAAGACACUUAACAACCUGGGCAAUGCCAUGAAUGAACUUCAGGGAGUCCUCAAGAAGGAGGUUCCCACAGAAGCCACCCCUGACCAAAUAUCCCAAACAACCAAUGGUUCAGAUGAAUUAAUGAAGGAGUUGGACAAUGAAGGUUGUGCAACAGGGAUGAUGAUGGUGGUGAUGAAUUCCUGGAUGAGAGAAAAACUUGAGAAAUGAGCCCAAAGCAGCCUAGUGCAUUUAAUUUUUCUAUUGAAUCUUGACUCUGGUUGUCCUUUGCAGAAUUAAAGUGGUACAUUUUAUUGUU
Molecule: messenger RNA, 4248 nt
Organism: Oncorhynchus gorbuscha (pink salmon)
Lineage: Eukaryota; Metazoa; Chordata; Actinopteri; Salmoniformes; Salmonidae
Product: cell division cycle and apoptosis regulator protein 1-like
Biological process (GO): regulation of DNA-templated transcription
Cellular component (GO): nucleus
Source: RefSeq, a predicted model, not a curated record